ACAUCGUGUCGUUUCCCAAUCAAAAGCACAUUUUUGCACGACAUCUGCACGGCUUGCUUUAUAUCUUUAUUCUUCAGUAGUUACUUUGUUAUAAAACAUGUUCUCCAAAUCCAAGAGAUUUCAAGAGCAAGUUUCUCAGGCACCUCCUGUUGGAUCAUAUGAUGUGAAGAAUCAAACAAAAGGAUCUGCAGCGGCUGGAUUUGGCAAGGGGAAGAGAUUUGCUGAAUUGAAAGGUAUCAAACCUUUUGUCAGAGAGGACAGAACUUGAGAACAAACUAUGUCAGGCUCAGCAGGAUAUUCAGCACUUGGAAAACACACUCCAGUCUACCUUGCAAGAAAAAGGUUGCCAUGAAUCUUCCAUUGCUGAGCUUCAGAGAAAACUGGAAGAAUUGAGGCAUGAAAAUGAUGUGCUUCUGGAGAAAUUACAAGCCAUAACAACAACCAACAGUAAAAAAGAAUCAUUAGGGGGAGAACUGACAACAGUCAAGCAACAACUGCAAGAUAAGGAUGGGGUCAUAUCCAGUCUUAAAUUUGAACUGAGCUGUGCAGCUCAAAGCUCAAGAGCUGACUUAGAGUUGGAACAGGACAGAAACAGAGCUCUCACUGAGAGGAUUUUAUACUUAGAGAAGACGGUUUCAGAGGUAACACAGGACAGAGAUGACGUAGAAGAAGCCAAUAAACAACUCCAUGAAUUGGUUGCAAGUCUUAGAAGUGAUAAUAUGGACUUCAGAGCAAAGCUUGAUGAAACUGAAGAAAAACUAGAGGUUGUCCAUGAGAAGAUGAAGAAUGUUAUAAAGGAAAAUGAGAACAAGGUUGUUUCUCUUGAAGGGAUGUUGAGCAAAGAGAUGCAGAAAAGUCAAGAUUUUGGUGAAAAGUUGGAGUAUUCCUUAAGACAGACUGAGGAGAAUUUUACCAAAGCACAAUCUACAAUUGUCCAACUACAAGAGGCAAAAGAAAAUUUGGAGAACAAAAAUCAUUCUUUGGAGGCUAAACUGUUUGAGUUGAUUGAGAAAGAGCAAUCUGCAGAAGAAAGGGCCAGACAUUUGUCUGUGGAGAACGUUUCACUUGAGAGUAGACUUCACAACUGUGAAAGUGAUUAUGAACAGAGACUGUCUAUUGCAAAUGAUCAAGUAGAAUCACUGCAAAAAGAACUUCACAGGUAUGAGGAAAUGAUGACAGAGAAUUUGAGGUCAUUGACUGACAAAUAUCAAGACCUGGAGGAUUCUUACACCUGCUAUCAAUCUGAAGCUGAAAAAGAGAAGAACUUGAUUUUAGCUGAGUUAGAAGUGACAAAGCAGUCUUUUCAGAAAAGCCGGCAGGAAAGUGAUCAACAACUAAAGACUUGUGUCCACCUCACGCAAAAAAAUAAACAGCUUCAGGAAGAAUGCGAUGGACUAAGUGAACAAGUGAAUUGUUGGAAGACUGAAGCUGACUCAUUGAGAGAUAACUUAUCCAGCUGUCAAAGAGAAGUCGAGCACGCCAAGGUUGAGUUGGAAGCCGCCAAAGAAGAACUGGUAAAAAGUCUGGAAGAAACAGGGCUUGCUAAGGUUUCUCUGAGAAAAGCACUAGACGAGGCUAACAGCACUAUCGAUAACCUCAACCAGAGAGAGGAAACCUUAUCUCAGAAAUUACAAUUCAUGGAAAGCAUUCAGAAGAAACAAGAGAUUGAACUGGAAGCAUUCAAAGCUAAGUCAAACAGUGAAAGAAGUAAAACGCAGGAAGUAGAGAAGAAACUGAAAGAUGAACUCGAAAGGUACCAGUCAAUAAACAGGGAAUUAGAAGAAAAAUCGAAGGAAUCCGAAGAGAACUUUGCACGGCAAAUAAAAUCAUUUGAAGAGAAAGCUGCUAAAUCCAAAGAAGAAUUUGGAAGGCGACUUGUGGAGACCCAAAAGAAGUUAUCGCAAGCUGAAAUAAAUUUUGACAAUUUCAGAAGCGAACAGGAAAUGAAUUUAAAGGAAAUGGAAAGGAAACUCUUUUCAGCAGAAGAAGAAGUAAACAGAUUGAAAUCAGAAUUAAGCAGUAAAACAAGCAACGACGAUCAGUUGAAUGAGUUAAAAGCCCAAAUCGAAGUAUGGCGAACUAAAUACGAAGAUUUGGUCCAAAAGAUUGAGCCCUUCAAGGAUCAACUGGAUGAAUAUGAAGCUGAAAGAAACGCCCUCCUUUGUCAAAACAACCAAGCAAAGGACGAGGUUGCCAAGCUAGGCCAGCAGUAUGCCAAAUUACUUGGCCACCAAAACAAGAAACAGAAGAUACAUCAUGUUGUGAAGCUCAAAGAGGAGAAUAACAGUCUCAAAGCUGAAAUAACGAAGCUGAGGGAACAAACUGAAAAACAAAAGAGGGCCAUGAAAAAACUGGAAGAGAAAUUGGACCAUGUCAGUGGAAAGAAAAGAUUUAAUCCUACGGAGGCCUUCUCACACAGCAAAAAAGAGAAUAUGCCACUAUCGGUUCUUUCCAAUGGAAAUGGAGCUUUUAAAUCCUGAUGAAACACGAUCCACUGUUCCCUGGGAUUCUUCCGGAAAUGAGCUCUUCUUGUUUUUAAAAACAGUUCCUCUUAUUUUUUCUUCUAAUUUUAUGAAAAAGAAGUCCCCUCAUACUUUUUUAGAAGUUUGUGUCUUCAGCGAUGAAGUGAAUGCAACGAAGUGGAAAUAAAGUGGAUACUUUGGAAGGCCGUUAGAAAUCCUCUGCCAUGACUAUGUAACAUUAACCUUAAGCUAACUUUUAGAACGCGCGUCAUUUUGUAAAUAGUUUUCAAAAAAAAUUAUUCCUGUUUUAUUGCAUUUCGCAUAAAUUGUACAAUAACAAGAAUUCUAGAAUUUAAUUUGCUACCCAGACCCCACUUUUUCCCCGGCUAUUUCAUGAGCGUUUCAUUUCGUGAGGUUACCUAUAGCUAAUUAGAUUAUUACUAGACUCACGAAUUGUUCUUAAGAAUACUGACAUUAAACAUUUUACUAAACGAAA
Messenger RNA from Stylophora pistillata, 2958 nucleotides. RefSeq lists its product as uncharacterized. Gene Ontology annotation, cellular component: membrane. Gene Ontology annotation, molecular function: hyaluronic acid binding. NCBI's taxonomy places the organism in Eukaryota, Metazoa, Cnidaria, Anthozoa, Scleractinia, Pocilloporidae. The record is from RefSeq and is a predicted model, not a curated record.